AACUAAUUCAAGCGGAAGUAGUUUUGAAGCCUCUUUUCCGGCGGCCAUAGCGGCAUAUUCGCCAUCAUGAAGAUCAACCCGUUUGUAACCUCAUCCCGGCGUAAGAACCGAAAGAGGCACUUCAAUGCCCCCUCACACAUCCGCAGGAAAAUUAUGUCCUCACCUCUCUCCAAAGAACUCCGCCAGAAGUACAACGUGAGGUCCAUGCCCAUCCGCAAGGACGAUGAAGUCCAGGUUGUCAGAGGUCACUACAAGGGCCAGCAGAUUGGCAAAGUCGUGCAGGUCUACAGGAAGAAGUACGUCAUCUACAUUGAGCGUGUGCAGCGUGAGAAGGCAAACGGCACAACAGUCCAUGUUGGCAUCCACCCUAGCAAGGUCGUGAUCACGAGGCUGAAGCUUGACAAAGACCGCAAAAAGAUCCUGGAACGCAAAGCCAAGUCUCGGCAAGAUGGCAAGGAGAAGGGAAAAUACAAGGAGGAGACCAUUGAGAAAAUGCAAGAGUGAACUUUACCUUUUGCUAAAAAAUAAAGAAUUGAAAAGA
Molecule: messenger RNA, 541 nt
Organism: Electrophorus electricus (electric eel)
Lineage: Eukaryota; Metazoa; Chordata; Actinopteri; Gymnotiformes; Gymnotidae
Gene: rpl26
Product: ribosomal protein L26
Biological process (GO): translation
Cellular component (GO): ribosome; large ribosomal subunit
Molecular function (GO): structural constituent of ribosome; RNA binding
Source: RefSeq, a predicted model, not a curated record